Molecule: messenger RNA, 756 nt
Organism: Papaver somniferum (opium poppy)
Lineage: Eukaryota; Viridiplantae; Streptophyta; Magnoliopsida; Ranunculales; Papaveraceae
Product: expansin-B5-like
Exons: 4
Coding region: 1-756 (251 amino acids)
Biological process (GO): sexual reproduction
Cellular component (GO): extracellular region
Source: RefSeq, a predicted model, not a curated record
AUGAGGAGAUGUUUCUCCAAACGUAUUGGUAUUUCAUGUUUCAAUCCUAAACUCUCAGAUGCUUCGUCGCUGGCUGCUAUGUCUGCUGUAGCUACAUGGUACGGAGGGCCAAAUGCUGAUGGUAGUGAGGGUGGCGCUUGCGGUUAUGGGGCGGAUGUAGGGAAACGACCAUUCGCUUCAAUGAUAUCAGCUGGUGGCCCUUCUCUUUUGAAGAACGGCAACGGGUGCGGUAACUGUUAUGAAGUGAAAUGCACGGCACAUCCAUCUUGCUCAGGAAAACCAGUGCGUGUGGUGAUUACAGACUCUUGCCCAGGUGGUCCUUGUGCUCAAGAUUCAGUCCAUUUUGAUUUGAGCGGUACUGCUUUUGGAGCCAUGGCUCGUCCCGGACAAGAACAACAAUUGAGGAAUGCUGGCCGCGUGGCGGUACAAUAUCAACGAGUGAAAUGCAACUACCGCACCAAGAUAGUGUUUAAGGUGCACAAUGGUUCAAACCCCGAGUAUUUUUCUACUCUGGUUGAAUAUGAAAACACAGAUAGCGAUAUCGCCUCCAUUGAUCUUCAAGAUAUAUCAGUCUCUUCUAAUUGGAAACCGAUGCAGCGAUUAAUGAGUGCUAAGUGGAAGUUGAACUCACCAACUCCAAUGAAAGGUCCAUUUUCUCUCCGUCUCAAGGCAGCUGGGAAGACGAUUGUUGCCCAAAAUGUUAUUCCAGCAGGGUGGAAACCUGGUGCUACAUAUCGGUCAAAUAUCAAUUUUUAA